UAAACACGUGCUUUAUUGAAUUCUACGAGUACUAUUCUAUUUCAAUUAAUUUUGUGCUUUUGGAAAUCAAAUUGGAUAUUUUAUUUGGAAAUCGUAUUCCAUCAAAUAAAAUGCCACGACCAAGGCGUACUAAUAUUAAUAAGGUCGAAUAGAAUAUUGCAAAUUGAGGAAGAGCGUUCACAAAUUAAUGCAGAUACAAGAGAUCGAUAUGCACGAAAUCGAAACUCACCUAAUCGAUCUCUUGAUAGGCAGCCACCCCGAAAUCGGCCAAUGCGAGCGGGAGUUCGUGUUUUGCAGCAAACUUGCUGCUUUUAAUUACGAUAGUGCGAUUGAUUACAGUGCAUAUGGCUGUAUUGGUGGAAUGACGGUGAGAUGUGCGAUUGUAGUGCAGCCAAAUUUCCAAAUGAAACAGAUGGCAUGUGCUGUGCUAACGGAAAAGUGAAAUUGCCAACAUUUGAAUCUGCACCCGAUCCACUACGUUCGCUGAUUUUUGGAAUGGUAUAAACAUUCAGGGUCAGAUUUACCACCGCGCUGGCUCGAUAUUACUAUAUCCAGAUACCGACCAUUAAUUCUUACAAAUCUAUUUCGUUGGAAAUGAAAAUCGCGAAUUGGAUCGGCGAUCCAAGGGCAAGGCGACAAUUUGUUUCUGAGCUUCAAACAUUUUUUCAUCAACUCAAUGAAUUAGUUCGAUUAUUCAAAAUCGGUAUCGAUCGUAUGCCAUCGGAUAACCACAAAAUCAUCAUAAAAGCCGAUAGAUCACCCCUCGGAGAGCAUGCAAGACGAUUUAAUGCACCGACAAUCGAUGAUGUGGCUAUUGUAAUUGUUGGAGACCAGUUUCAAUCUCGCGACAUCGUGCUACAUCGAAGAAUUGAGCAAUUACUGCGUGUUUCAGAGCUUCACCGCAGCUAUGAUGCAUUACAAUAUCCAUUAUUCUACUGGAACGGUGAUGACACCUAUAAUAUCAAUAUACCAAUGAUAGAUCCACAAACCGGUCGUGACAUUCAAAAAAAAGUUAGUGCGAUGAACUGUUCGUACAGAUUCAUGAUUCGCCCACAAGAAGACAAUUUCAUUUCGAGAUGUGGCAAACUUUUCAAGCAAUACGCUGUUGACAUGUACGCAAAAAUAGAAACAGAACGUCUGAAUUACCUUCGAUUCAAUCAAACAUAUUUACAAUCGGAAGAAUAUAUACAUUUGCGAGAUGCAAUAGUGAAUGAUGGUAAUGCAAAUGAUAUCAGACGUUUAACAAUAUUACCAUCCACAUAUGUCUGCAGUCCGCGUCACAUGCAUGAAUACAAGCAAGAUGCAAUGUCAUACGUUCGCAAAUAUGGUCGACCAGACUUAUUAAUAACAUUUACAUGCAAUCCACAGUGGGCGGACAUAAAUGAUAAUUUAUUUGUUGGUCAAAAACCAAUUGAUCGGCACGAUAUAACUGCGCGUGUAUUUCGACAGAAAUUUAAGGCAUUGAUAGAUUUGAUUGCCAAAUUUAAAAUAUUUGGAAACGUGCGUUGCUGGAUGUAUUCUAUUGAAUGGCAGAAACGAGGGCUACCGCACGGACACAUAUUGAUAUGGUUGAUUCAAAAAGUUACACCAAAUGAGAUUGGUCGCAUUAUAUCAGCCGAAAUUCCAGAUCAAAACAGCGAUCCACAAUUAUUUCAAGUUGUUACGAAAAACAUGAUUCACGGCCCAUUCGGUGAACUAAAUUUAAAUUCGCCAUGCAUGAUCGAUGGAAAAUGCUCAAAGCGGUAUCCAAGAGCAUUGAUUUCCGAAACAAUAACAGGCAAUGACGGAUACCCAUCGUAUCGACGUCGGUCACCAGACGAUUUUGGCCAUACAACAACAAUUAAGAGUUCAUAAUCAAGACACUAUCAUUGAUAAUCGUUGGGUAGUGCCAUAUUCACCGCUAUUAUCAAAAAUAUUUGAAGCUCACAUUAACUAUGAAUAUUGUAAUUCAGUGAAGUCAAUCAAAUAUAUAUGCAAAUAUGUCAACAAGGAAACCGAAAUGGCUGUUUUUGGAGUAACUGGUGACAAUAGAUAUGAUGAAAUUCUCAAUAUCAAAUGUGACGUUACAUUAGCACUAAUGAAGCUCUUUGGAAAAUUUAUUAAUUUCCAAUAAAUGAGCGAUAUCCUGCUGUGGUUCAUUUGGCUGUUCAUUUGGAAAAUGGACAACGUGUUUAUUUUACUAAUUCAAAUGUAGAGCAGAGAGCGGCACAGCCACCGGCCACAACAUUAACUGCCCCAGUUGAUGGUCAUCAAGGCGUUUUAUUUUUGAAGGUUGUACACAGUUCAUCCAAACAACGCAGAGUGCUUUUAUUUGCGACUGUUGUUGGUAAACGUUGCAGGACCACGCUCAUUUCAACAUUUUCGAACAGUUAAUGUCCAUUUAUGUCAGACAUAUCGCGAAGCAUGUGAACACUUACAUUUGUUUGAAAAUGAUGCACAUAGGGAUUUGACAAUUAACGAUGCAUCGAUUUUUGCUUCUCCACAUCAAAUACGUAUGCUCUAUUCCAUAAUAUUAUCGACAUGCUUUCCAUCGAAUCCACUUGAUUUGUGGAAUAAAUAUAAAGGUUUAAUGGCCGAAGACUUUUUAAAUCGAAUGCGUCAACACACCAGAAAUCACGAUUUGGUGAUCUUAUUGGAAAUGUAUAACGAGGCAUUGAUAUCGAUUAAGGAUAUGUGCCUUGCGAUGGCAAAUAAAGCAUUAGGUCAAUUAGAUAUGCCCUCACCGAAUCGUCUAAUGCAUGAUUUGUUUGCUCGAGAAUUGCAAUUUGUGAAUUGGAAUUUACCCAAAUUGAACGACCAACAAAAACAUGUUUACGAUACCAUUAUGCAAGCAGUACAAAAUGAUGUUGGUGGAUUGUAUUUUUUGGAUGCCCCUGGAGGUACGGGUAAAACAUUUGUGGUAUCAUUGAUUUUGGCAGCCAUUCGGUCACAACAAAAAAUUGCAUUGGCACUCGCUUCGUCAGGAAUUGCUGCUACUUUAUAGGAUGGUGGCCGAUCAGCACACUCAGCAUUAAAAUUGCCGUUAAAUGUGCAGGCUUGUUUGCAUUCAUUGAUUAAUACAUUAGUGCUAAUUACUAUAUUAUUUUUGAACGUACAGGUGAUUGACAAUCCCACAUGCAACAUAUCAAGAAAUUCUGCGAUGGCAAAAGUUUUGCAGCAAGCAGCAAUUAUUCUAUCGGGAAGCAUUAAACAGAACAAUGCAAGAUCUACGUCGCAAUCAAGUAUUAUUUCCUGUGGCGAUAUGUCCAAAAAUUGACAUUGAACAUAAACAUGCGUGUUCAAUUGCACAAUGAUCAAUCUGCAGAACGGUUUUCGAAGCAAUAAUUAUUAGAAAUCGGAAGUGGAAAAGAUCCAAAUACAAAUGGAUUGAUCACUUUGCCAAACAAUUUUUGUACAAUUCUACAAUCUAAAGGCGAAUUAAUAGAGAGCGUUUUUCCAAAUAUAAUUCAAAAUCACAGAAAUCACGAUUGGUUGAAAGAACGAGCAAUAUUGUCACCAAAAAAUGUACAUGUCAAUGAAAUCAAUUUUCACAUUCAAGAAAAAUUGCCAGGCGCACUGACAUCAUAUAAAUCUUUUGAUAGCGCAAUGAAAGAAGAUGAUGCAGUGAAUUAUCCAGUUGAAUUUUUAAAUUCCCUAGUACCGCCUGGUAUGCCACCGCAUUUCUUAAACUUAAAAAUCGGCUCAUGAAUUAUUUAAAUGCACUAAAAUUGUGCAAUGGCACAAGAUUAGUUGUAAAAAAAUUGAUGCCGAAUUUAAUUGAAGCCACGAUAUUGACUGGAAAAGCGAAAGGAGAAAUGGUGGUCAUACCGCUUAUUCCGUUGAUACCAACAAACAUGCCGUUUGAAUUUAAGCGACUGCAAUUCCCAGUGCGUGUAUCAUUUGCCAUGUCCAUCAAAAAGGCAUAAGGACAAACGCUUCAUGUAUGCGGGUUGAAUUUGGAUGAGCCGUGUUUUUCUCAUGGGCAGCUAUACGAAGCCUGUUCAAGAGUUGGCAUUCCAAACUCUUUAUUUGUAUUCGCUCCAAAUGGACAAACGAAAAAUAAAGUUUAUCCAAAUGUUUUGGAUUGAAAAUAAUAAUUUUCAAAUAAAAUAAAUGACUUUCAUAUAACAAA
Messenger RNA from Drosophila santomea, 4111 nucleotides. RefSeq lists its product as uncharacterized. The record is from RefSeq and is a predicted model, not a curated record. The transcript is spliced from 5 exons. Lineage: Eukaryota; Metazoa; Arthropoda; Insecta; Diptera; Drosophilidae. Bases 595 to 1854 code for a protein of 419 amino acids.